Messenger RNA from Theobroma umbraticum, 1940 nucleotides. It is a transcript of the gene WRKY33, whose product is annotated as WRKY DNA-binding protein 33. Gene Ontology annotation, biological process: regulation of DNA-templated transcription. NCBI's taxonomy places the organism in Eukaryota, Viridiplantae, Streptophyta, Magnoliopsida, Malvales, Malvaceae. Gene Ontology annotation, molecular function: DNA-binding transcription factor activity; sequence-specific DNA binding. The record is from RefSeq and is a predicted model, not a curated record.
ACCAUGAAAAAACAUCUUUCCCCCUCACCUGUCCUCCUCCCCUGCUCUCUCUUUUUAUGGCUUCUUCUUCAGGAACCAACACUUCCAAUACUUCUUCUAUAAAUUCCCAAGCAGCCUUCCAUUUCUCCAGCUCAAACCCCAUGGCUGCUUCCUCCUCUUUCAUGAUGGACAACAUUAACCAAAACAGAAGCACUUCGAUGACCAGCUGGGGACUUUCUGACCAUCAGGCAACUGAUAAAUUUGGCAUUGAAAUCCCAAAGUUCAAGUCACUUGCUCCCUCUUCACUGCCCAUCUCUCCAGCUCCUGUUUCUCCUUCUUCUUACUUGGCUACACCUCCUGCAGCUUUUAGCCCUACUGAUUUCUUGGGCUCACCUGUUCUCUUCUCCACUUCUAGUAUUUUCCCUUCUCCGACAACAGGGGCUUUUGCUAGUCAAACCUUAAACUGGAGGAGUAAUUCUAAUGACAAUCAACAAGGAAUCAAGGGGGAACACAACAACUUCUUUGAUUUCUCUUUUCAACCCCAGCCAAGGCCUUCCUCGACUUCAUCAUCCACCUUUCAAUCUUCUUCAAACAUUGUUUCGGUGGAACAAUCGACUUGGAAUUUCAGUGAGCCCAUGAAGCAACCUGGAUUGCCCGUGGAGAAGGCUGCUGGAGUAAAAUCAGAAUUUGCUCCGAUGCAGAACUUCUCCUCGGAAAUGGCACCAUUACAAACGACUAUGCAACAAAGCAAUACGGAUUCCCAACCAGCUGCUUACAGCCAAUACAAUCAAUCGACUCAGUACCCCAGGGAGAACAGAAAGGUGCAAGAUGGAUACAAUUGGAGAAAAUACGGGCAAAAACAAGUGAAAGGAAGUGAGAACCCACGCAGUUAUUACAAGUGCACAUAUCCCAACUGCCCCACAAAGAAGAAGGUGGAAAGAUCUUUGGAUGGACAGAUAACUGAAAUAGUUUAUAAGGGAAGCCAUAACCACCCCAAGCCUCAGUCUACAAGAAGGUCAUCAUCUCAUUCUGCAUGCACCAACUCGGAAAUAUCGGAUCAAUCAGGUGGUACAUUAGGGAACGAGCGAACAGACUCCUUUCUCGUGCACGAGGAUACUUCAGGUUCCAUAGGGGAGGAUGAGUUUGACCAAGCUUCACCAAUAAGUAAUCCAGGUGGUGAUGACAAUGAAAAUGAACCCGAUGCCAAAAGAUGGAAAGGUGAAAAUGAGAAUGAGGGUAUCAUAGGUUCUGGUAGCAGAACGGUGAGAGAGCCUAGAAUAGUGGUGCAAACAACAAGUGAUAUCGACAUUCUUGAUGACGGGUAUAGAUGGAGGAAAUAUGGACAGAAAGUAGUAAAAGGAAAUCCCAAUCCAAGGAGCUACUACAAAUGUACAACAAUUGGCUGUCCGGUGAGAAAACAUGUUGAGCGAGCAUCCCAUGAUUUGAGGGCCGUGAUCACAACUUACGAAGGGAAACACAACCAUGAUGUUCCAGCAGCACGUGGGAGCGGCUACGCAAUAAACAGAGCUUCCACUACAAACAACAGCAAUGCUCCCAUGCCUAUAAGGCCUUCUGCGGUCCCCGGUCAGGCUAGCAACACAAGUUACCCAAACUCCCUUCAGACAAGAUUGCCAACAUCAGGAAGUCAACCUCCAGUUACCUUGGAAAUGCUGCAGAACCAAGGUGGUUAUGGAUUCUCGGGAUUUGGAAAGGCCAUUGGCUCCUACAUGAGCCAAGCACAAUUCUCAGAAGGGGCAUUUGCUAGAGCUAAGGACGAACCCGAGGAUGAUUCGUUUUUUGAUGGAUUCCUUUCUUGAAAGUGAAACAACUAACUUUAGGAACACAUCAACAAAGCAGAUGUUUAUCAAUUAGCUUUUGCUUGUUUUGAUUGUAUAACUAUACAGUUACUUUGGUUCUGUAGGUUUUAUAACUGAUACACAGAAUUAGUGCAUUUAUUCAUU